This is a messenger RNA of Medioppia subpectinata, 950 nucleotides long. NCBI's taxonomy places the organism in Eukaryota, Metazoa, Arthropoda, Arachnida, Sarcoptiformes, Oppiidae. The record is from the annotation of a GenBank genome assembly.
AGCAAACUCCAAACCGAUCAUCACAUCAACCAAAAAGUCGUAUUCAACUGUUUUUUCUAACGUUAAACAAAUACUAAAAUAGAAGUUUAAGUGUCCGACAAUCUCAGCCUUUUUCUCACUUUUUCUCCACUCUUUCAUUCAUUCGUAGAGUUAUUCAUAAUUAAGUCCUUAUAUUCUGUUCAGUCAUCGCUUAUCGAAAGCCACACAAAGUUAUCGUUUUUAUCAUUAGUUUCCAAUUAAAUCAAUUUGAAAGUCGUUUUGGGAAUUGAGUGCAGCUAUUAUGCCGUCCACAGCAACAGUUCAGGUCCGACAGACCACCACAACCACCACAGCCAGAGCCUCAGUAUUGGUGAUCAAUACGGGAUACCUGUCAACAAAGCUGGGAAUCAUUAAACUACUGCUUUUGAUUUUUUCGUUGAUUUGUUUCGUUCUGCUCCUUCUGGAUGCGGACAAGUCAUCCGGGUAUUGGUAUUUACCGCCGGAGCAGUUCUUAGUGUUGGUUUGCUUUGCCAAUUGGUAUACCAUUACCAUUAUGUUAAUAUCGGCGCUGUUAUCAUUGGGAACGGCUUGUAUUUUGCCGAAAACCAGUUUUGAAUUUAUAUUUCAUUUCCUUGGAUUCGUGCUAUUCUUGAUCGGAGGCCUUUGGGUGGCUAUCGGAGCGUUCAAACACGAGAAUCGCACCGUUAAUAUCCAGGUGGCAUGUAUUUUGGCACUUAUUUGCGGAAUCCUUCAUUUGGUUCACGGAAUCUUCUCUUACAGACUCUGUAUUACAAAUUGACACAAAAUUGACAAUUAAUUGCAGAAUUGCAUACAUUUAUUGCUUUAAUAAUCGUCAAAAGGAGAGCACAUUUUUUGGAUGAAUUUUUCAGAUGAAAUUUAAUUUAAAUCAAUUAAUUGAUGGUUUAAUUGACGCCAAUUCACAACUAAUUAUCCAAAUCAAGCAAAACAAC